AACACAACAACACUGAUAUCAAUACAAGUGAUUGACCUGUUUGUUGGCUUGAAAGUAACCAUUCGCCAUUCUUUAAAGUUGUAUCAAUCCAAGGCUUGAAACUGUGAAACAAAAAUACAACCACAUUACACAGAACAUGUCUGAUAGCAUUGACCGAGUUUUUGUCAAGGCAAUCUCAACGGUGAGAGCGUUGUCAUCUCGAUCCAACCAUGGAUCGUUACCUCGUCCUCCUGCUGAAAACAGAAUUAAACUUUAUGGGUUGUAUAAACAAGCAACCGAUGGAGAUGUAGAGGGGAUUAUGCCUAGACCAAUCGGUUUUACUCCUGAGGAUGAAGGGGCAAAGAAGAAAUGGGACGCAUGGAAGCGAGAAGGUGGUAUAAGCAAAACAGAAGCAAAGAGAAGGUAUAUCGCGUAUUUAAUAGACACAAUGAGAGUUUAUGCUAGUGGAACAGUUGAAGCGCGAGAAUUGUUAAAUGAAUUAGAAUAUCUUUGGGAUCAAAUUAAAGAUGUUCAAGUUAGUUCUGAUGAUGAAAUGAGACACCAUAAUAUUCCUUUGCCUUCCAGGUCUCCUCUGUUUAUUCAAGGUGACCGAUAUUCUGCACAUACGCCUAGUAUUGCUGGAAGACCGGUAGACCAAUUUCGUUCUAACUUGGAGAAAAUAUACUCUCAUUCAAGACGCAACACUAUGGUAUCAUUGAAUGACUAUAUCAACCGUCAGGAGCCUGGUGCUGUUGGAGGUUCUCAGCGGUUAGGUGGUGGACCUGAAGCUGGGCCAGGUUCCGUCUAUUCCAUGCCUCUUGUGGACAGAGUUUCCCGGAAAGGUCCUGGAGGAAAUACAAAUAUUAGUAAUGAAGUAAUUGACGAUUUCAGAGCAUGGCAAGGAGAGGUUAAUUUGAUAAUAAACAAACUUACAAAAGAAUUUGUUAGCAGUAGAAGAGAAGGUCGAGCAAGUAACACUCCUGAAUAUGAUGAGCCACUUGAUUCUAACGAAAUCAUGAAACGAAAGAUAAUUCAUAUCUUAAAAGUAAUUGGAAUAAAUGCAUUGAAAAUUAUAAAGAAUUUCUCAAUGAGUUUACUUGCCAUAUUGUUUGUUAUUUGGUGUUUCAAAAGGAAUGUAGUAGUGGAAAGAACAGUUGUUACUCAGCCUGGUAAUAACAACAGGCAAAAGAAAGAAUUGGUGAUCAAUAUGGUUUUGAAUACUGCUGAAAACAAGUGGUUUAUUAGAUUGUUAAAUCUUAUCAACAGUUUUGUCGGGUUUGUAUAAUCAUGAAAAGUUGCAUUAGCCAUGGAAAACUAUUCAAGCUACUUAUUUUAUAGUAAAUACCACCAAAAUAGUACAUAGAUAGUACAUAGAUAGACGAUCUGAUGUAUCUUACUUU
Molecule: messenger RNA, 1379 nt
Organism: Spathaspora passalidarum NRRL Y-27907
Lineage: Eukaryota; Fungi; Ascomycota; Pichiomycetes; Serinales; Debaryomycetaceae
Exons: 2
Coding region: 137-1264 (375 amino acids)
Biological process (GO): fatty acid metabolic process
Molecular function (GO): fatty-acyl-CoA binding
Source: RefSeq, a predicted model, not a curated record